Strongylus vulgaris is the source of this 180-nucleotide messenger RNA. The record is from the annotation of a GenBank genome assembly. NCBI's taxonomy places the organism in Eukaryota, Metazoa, Nematoda, Chromadorea, Rhabditida, Strongylidae.
AUGGUUUCAACACAAGUUGAGCGUGUCCUUGCUGGGUAUAAUUGCACAUUGUUUGCUUAUGGACAGACUGGCACCGGGAAAACGUACACGAUGGAAGGAGGAUCUGGCGAAAAUGGCUCAUACAAGGAUGAUCCAACCACGGGAAUUAUACCACGUGCUGUCGAGCAUAUCUUCGAAGAA